Drosophila ficusphila is the source of this 5771-nucleotide messenger RNA. RefSeq names its product irregular chiasm C-roughest protein. The record is from RefSeq and is a predicted model, not a curated record. Gene Ontology annotation, molecular function: cell adhesion molecule binding. NCBI's taxonomy places the organism in Eukaryota, Metazoa, Arthropoda, Insecta, Diptera, Drosophilidae. Gene Ontology annotation, biological process: cell-cell adhesion. Gene Ontology annotation, cellular component: cell-cell junction.
UUUCAGUUAAUUUCGGGACAUCGUGCGGAUCGAACGUCUGGCGCUGCGUUCACGCGACUUGUACGCUGCAGGGAACCAGUAACCAGUGACAGUGAGCACUAACCAGUAACCAGUAAACAGUGACAGUGACCGGUGAACAGUGACUAGUGAGAUUCGAACAGUGAACGAGUAACAGGCCGAGAACCGAGAAUUGUUGCACAUACGGGGAAUCGGAAUCGCAUGGAUAUUGAAUGAGGUAAGCCAAGUGAUGAAAUCGCACAGAUCGCGAGUGGAGAGGCAGAACGCUUUCUGGUAUAUGUGAAGAAGAUGCGAAGGCUCGACUCCUGACAGAGUCCAGAGUCCCAGAUCCGAGUCCUUCAGCAGGACAAAGGCCACUUGAUGAGGGGCCGAGCACUCUGAUCUGAUUUGCAGGAUUGAACAAGGCGAGCGAUAACCAUAACUGGAAUAGCAGCAGAAGUAAUUUGAAUUUGCGAGAGCGAAUGCGAAUGCACCGGAGGGAGCGAGAGCGCUGCAAAUUGUGUACAUAUUUUGUCUCUGUCCGUUCCCGGUCGCCUGCGAAAGUGUUCGUGUGUGUGUGAGUGUUCCGUGUAAAUAAAUGCAAAAGUGCAAUGCAAAAACAGAAACAGAAACAGCAACAAUUGCAACGGCAGCGGCAACAUCAGAAGGAACAGGAAUAACAAGCGAAAUGGCAAAAAGUGCAGUUAAGCGUGGAAAUUGCAUUAAAAAUUGAGCAAAAAAUUGGGAAAACAAAAAGCGGCGAAAAGACAAAAAACGGAACAAACAAAGACGUAAAACGUAAAACGAAGCGCUGGAGUUAACGAGCGCUAAAAAGCAAAAAAAAAAAAAAAGAAGAACCCAGCAAAAGCCGCUACACAGACAGUCGCGAAAAAAAAAUUCGGGAAAAAAGAGUGGAGUUUUGAUUGAAAUUUUCACUGUGCUUUCAUCCUUUCUGGAUUGUGUAAAUUUCUGAUUAAGCAACAAGAAACCAACAAAUCAACAAACGCGUGGCGCGAAACGUAAAACAAUAGUCUCCCCGAAAGGAUUCCGGCCAAACAACCGAAUUCGAUCUACCGAAACUUAGAAACAAAUAUCAAAUAUCAAAAAUCGAAGAACUUUCGUUAUCGUUAUCGAGGCAACAAAGCACUCUGCAGUUCGUGUUUCGGUUUUGUCAUGACAGUUCGGGCCAACGUUUUGCUAUAUUUUUUAUUGUUUAUGCACAGCCAGAUCGCCGUUGCGGUUGCGGUUCCCCCAGCCAUAAACACAACUGACUGAUACACAAAAUUGAGCCGUGAACACUGAAAUUCGAGUGCGACACAAGCUUGAAAGCGAGCGAGUGAGUCGUGCAGGAAAAGUCAAAGUCAAAGCCAGCCCCACCUAACGUCCACACAAAACAGCCCGAGAACUCGGGUCGUUGACAAAGUAACGCAUUUAGUGAUAAGAGCCAAACGACUUUGGCAAAAUGAGCAGCCAGCAGAGGAGCAGAAGGAGCAGCAGCAGCAGCUGGAGGAGCAGCAGCAGGAGGAGCACAAGGACUCGCAGCACGGAGAUGGCCCAACUAUUGCUCCUUAUCGGCAUCGCAGUCGCAUCAUGUUUGCCGGGAAUCGAGGGCUUCCAGCGAUUCUCCGAGCAGCCGAAGUACACGGAGGUGAAUCCCGCCGAGGACACGCUGCUCACAUGCAAAGUUAUCGACAAGCGCGGCACGUGUUCCUGGCAAAAGGAUAACAAGCCCGUUGGCAUCUAUACCAAGAAAUACGAAUGGGCCUCACGUCUGCCGACGAGCGACAACGGGAAUGUCCUGCAUCUGGACCUCCAUCCUCCGCCGGUGCAGCUCGGCGGCGACUGCUCCCUGUGGAUCCGCUCGGCCACGCUGGACUUCGACGACGGACUGUGGGAGUGCCAAGUGACGGCCAGUGAUUUCACCACCCAGGACGCCCUCACCAGCCAGCCGGUGCGCCUCGUCGUACGUGUGGCGCCGCAGCGGCCGAGGCUCGAGUACGAGGCGGUACACGUGCCGCCAGGACACAACAUCACCGCAGACGCCGGCGCUCUGGCGACGGUCAAGUGCGUCUCGCAUUACGGCAAUCCGCCGGCCACUCUCAAAUGGUUUUUGGGCGACCAGGAGAUCUCGCCCAUCCACCCGCAGACGAACGCCACCGAGCCGGAUAAUCCGCGCACCUGGUCGGCCACCUCGGUGGUGCAGGUGUCGGCGAUGCGGGAGCGCCACGGCGAUAUCCUGCGGUGCGCCGCCUUCCACGAGUCCUACACGGCCAAAUCGGUGGUGGUGGAGGCGCGCUUGGACGUGAAAUACGCGCCGAGCAUCCGUCUAAUUGGCUCGCCGGAAAUCGACUUGGAGGAGGACAAGGAUGCGCUGGUCCUGCGCUGCGUGGCCGAUGCCAAUCCGCCGGCCAGCAUCGUUUGGCGGCGGGCAGGUCGCUCCGAGAUAGCCAGCUUGCAGGAAACCCUGCAACUGCGUCCCGUCGGGCGGCGCGAUGCCGGACUGUACACCUGCCAGGCGCAGAACUCCGUGGGCACCUCGGAGCAGCUGUCGGUGCAGUUGGACGUCAAGUAUCCGCCCAAAAUUAUUUCAGCUGGCCCGGACCGCCUCACCACCGCCCCGCUCUUCAGUCCCGCCGCCUUCGAGUGCCUGGCCGACGGUAAUCCCCUGCCGUCCUUCAAAUGGGUGCAGAGGAUGUCCCAUGGAUCCAAGUACGUGGAGCGGGGCUCCGAGUCCAGAUUGGUAAUCGACAACGUAACCUACGAGUACCAGGGAGAGUACGAGUGCCGGGCAACCAGCUACAUUAAUGGUCAGGAGCGGGUGGCCAUAUCCGAUCCGGUGUCCCUCCAAGUUGUGGGUGCCCCGCAGGUCCUGCGGCUCCAUCCGUCCCUGCACACCGUCUCCGUGAAGCGAGGAGAGGCGGCCAGCCUGACAAUGGUCGUCUGCGCGGAUCCGCGGCCACAGCGCGUCGCCUGGGAAUGGGGAUCCCUGCGUCUGGAGGCCGGCUCGGGCAUCGAUCGCUUCCGGGCCGACGACAUGCAGCCGGACACGAGGGAGGACUGCUACCUGUCCACCCUGCACAUCCUUCACACGGACGAGCACGACUCGAGGCCCUACUACUUGGUGGUGGAGAACGAGCGGGGCACCGAUCGUCACGCCAUUCACCUGAUUGUGGAGGGUACGUUUGCAGAACCCUACGAGAUGAGCUAUUUGAUGGGCGUGGCCGGGGGCUGCAUGGCAGCCAUCCUUCUGCUGGUUUGCCUGUGUAUCUAUGCGAUCAAGAGCAAGAGAUGCUGCUUCAAGGGUUCCACGGGCUAUAAAUCAUCGGAUAAAGACAGCGAAAAAGCUGAUUUGAAAUCACGCUCGGAUAGCACGAGUGGCCCUCAAGGUGAUUCGAUUUACACCACGCCCGCGGGCUUCCAUCAUCACCAGCAGCAGCAGCAGCAACAGCAGCAGCAGCAGCAGCAACAACAGCAGCAGCAGCAACACGCAGCAGCGGCAGCAGCAGCGGCUUUACAUGCCGCAUCACAGCAUCCGCAACAACAGUACCCGGGACACGGAUCGCCGGAGGCAAUGAAGUCGAGUUCCCAGGCGAGGAGCAGCGGCCACGACGAGCUGGGCAACCUCCUGUGGCAGCAGGACUCGUGCGAGUUCCUCGAGCAGUUUCCCACCGCCGGCGGCUGUCCCGUACCGCCCCUGCGUCACUGCCACGCCCCCGGCCACGGGCACGCCACGAAGACGCUGACGCGCCACAACGCCGACCUGUUCAGCGGGGACCUGGGCAUUCCCGAGAUCAACACCCACGUGGGCAGCGUGGUGCACACGUUCGAGACCCUGGCGCUGCAACGCCGCCUGGCGGAGGAGGAGGACCGCCACCCGGACCGGGAGCUGAGUAAGUAUGACAGUGGCAAUGUGGCUGGCACCACCCAGAGCAAGUACAGCCAGCUGAAGCGCCGCUCACAGGAGAUGCGCCAGCGGCUGGUGCAGCAAUUGCACCGCCAGCGCUUGCAGCAGCAGCACCACCAGCUGCAGCAGCAGCAACACCAGCAGCACCACCAGCAACACCAGCAAAGAGCACGCUCACGAACACAGUCGCAGCCGCAAAAGCAGCAAUCCUUGCACGAGGGGGUCCUGACCAACAGCUGCAGCACCCAGACGCUGGCCUCCAGCUUCUGGCAGCAACCAACUCUGCCGCGAUCGCAGGAUCGCUCGCGGGAGGAGCUGCAGCAGUCCACCUUCGAUGACUAUCGCAAGAACCUGUUCGGCACGCUGCGCAAGCACGCCAGCCUGGAGGACAACGAGGAGCUGCAGGACGAGUCCUUCAUUGUGAACGCGGCCUUCGACGAGAUCUUCUCCUGCUACGACGACGAGAACGAGGACGACAAGGGAACGCAGACGCAGACGCAAACGCAGACGCAGACGCCAUCCAACACCGACGAUCUCUUCGAGGACGAGCACAUGCUGGUGAGCCUCAGUGAGCUGGACGACGAGGUGUUCGCCAGUCGGGCCCAGACGGCCUCGACCACGCCCACCGCCAGUGCAGGGGCGUUGGCGGUUCGAACGCCCAAGCACAGCACUCCGCAGCUGAACCUCAACAAGUACCCCGCCCCCUCGCCGCCCCGCUCGCGCACCCUCACCAAUCUGUUCGAGCGCCUGAAGCCGCAGGAGCACAAGAAGCUGCAGAAGUACUCCGGCGAGGCGGCGCUAAAUGCAACGGAGGACUUCAACCGGGGCUCCACCGUCAGCAAGUCCUUUGUGCAGCAGCUACGCAAACCCUCCCACAAGCAGAAGCGGGCACCCAGGCCGCCGCCCAAGCCGCAGUCCCGCUCCCAGGUGGCCAUCGCCCACGUGACGCCCCUCCGCAAGGCCCUGAUCUUCCCCAAGCGGUCCAAGUCCUCCAGCGAACUCCUGCUCGACGAUCUGGGCGUGCAGGCGCGUAAGUAUCAGCGCAGGAUCGAGCAGGGAUCGGCGCUGUAGACAGGACCAGUGGGCACCCCGUUAUGCACCCGUUUCUCACCCGUUGACCAGUUGCUCAGCCCCACCUAGAUAUUAAAACGAUUCCAUUUCGCAUUUCGUAUUUCCGUUUACCCAGAGGCGACGCUUUUGUAGACUAAGUGACCCCCACCAAGCCAAUCCCAAAUACAAAACGACCCGACCCCUUACCUUCGACUCCGAUCAAGACCCAAAUCCGAAUCCGAUGUAGAUGUGGAAGGAGUGCAGCUAUCCCGCCGCCAUAAUGGAAGACAAAGAUACGACCCGAAGCAAAUCCAAAGAGAAUUGAGCCAUACGUGGAGUAGCACCCGAACUAAAGAACUAAAAUAAUUUCGUAACUUACCCGUAACUUACAAUUAAAUUAAGCCAACGUACGUUACUCGAAAUGCAUGAAAAUCAAAUCAACGGAUGACUAACCGUAUUUAUAUAUACAAGCAUAUAUAAAUAUAUACAUAUACAUUACUGUACAAAUAGGAUCGCAGAUGCCCCGAGAUCGGGUAUAGAUAUGGAAAUAUGAAAAACUGAAAAUCAAACGACAAACAGUGCUCUCAACCUAGUAAAUAACGAGUACAAUUUGUCUCUUCAAUUAUUAUUUAACUUCAUCAAGGAAUAUACCAUAGUCCCGAUAUACAUCUAUACAUUAUUCGGAUAUAUAUAGCAUAUAACUGCGUCACUUGUUGUAACUUGUAGGAUAAUUGCAAAAUCAAAGCAAAUGUAAACCAAUUACAAAAAGGAACAUUACUAACUCUUACCUGCAUGCAAUAAAAUAUUUGAAAAAGUAAAA